AUGUCAGUGGUUUCUGCAGGAGAAGGUCACGGCGCUAUCAAUAAUCAUGGUCAAAGGAGGUCAGCAUAUCAGACGGAUGGAAAACCCCUAUCGAAGGAGGCCUUAUAUCGAACUCAGCUCAAAUAUGGUGUCUAUCCGACUCCCGCUAAUAGUGUUGGGUUAGGGCUUGCCAAUUCAAAGUCGGGUUCAGGGGCGGCCGCCACAGCUGCUAUAUCAAACAAUAAGACUAACAGGAAGGAUCAAAAGGUAUAUAUGGACCGUGGUGCGUCUAGUGCUGCAACUAGGGCUCACCAGGAGGUUCCUCGCUCAUUUGAUUUGUUGCCAAAGGAUUCAAAGCCAGAGCGUAAGGGUAGCAAAAAAGGCAGGCUAGGAAAUAUGGAUAUAUCGAAAGUUUUAUCUGGAGCUGAGCGGGCAGCAACGAAGAGGCUUGACGAGCGUUUGAACCCCGAAAAACCAAACUAUACUUAUGGGUUAAAGACGGAAGGCGAUUAUACAAGGCCUAAUCAUUAUACUCUAACUUCUGAUCAUAUUGGCAGUCUAGGUGCCAGAGAUAAUACUAAUGGGCAGUUGGAGAAGGAUGUUGACCCAGCACAUUAUGCUGACUUUGCUUCUAGCGCAGCGCUAGCAAACAGAGACCAUAUGCCCGGGAAAGAGUUCCAAAGAGAUGUCAUAGAACAACAUGCUUUGUCGUCAGAUUACUAUAAGGGUAUCGAUUCUAGAAAGGUUCUUGCUUUAGCACAGCAGAGAGCUCAAACCCGGUUGAAAGAAAUUGAAAGGGAUAAUCCUCAUACUGAGUUGUUUGGAAACACCGAGUACAACAGGGCUGCCGUGGAAAUUGCAAAAAAACAUCACCAAGAACGCCAGCGUCUUACUGGCGGUAAGGUUAACUUAGGGGGCGGACUUUGGAUAAAUGCUGAUGAGGUUGAUCAUAUUGCACAAGAGUACGUAUCCCCUGUGUUGCAUGACGUCGACAGAAGAGCUGUUGAGCAGAGGGCUAUUGAUGCAGACAUUAGACAAAGAUCUCUGACUUAUAAUCAGAAGUAUGCAGAAUGGAGCAAACUGCAAGAAGAAAAACUUGCUAAUGAUGAGAGACUGCAAAGGGAGGCUCAUGAAAGACAUCAACUGGAAUUGAGCGACGUUGAGCAGACUUUUGAAGGCAAACAUGAUGAGUUAGUUUACGAGAAGGAACAAAUCAUCAGAAAGAAGCAGGCAGAAUUAGAGAAAGCCCAAGCUGCUUAUGAGGAAUUAGCAAGAGAAACUGAACAUAUUGUUGCUACUGAGCAGGAAGCUGCACAGCGCGAACUGGAAGAAGUAAAGCAAGCAAAGGCCUCCGAAAUCGAGACUUUGAAAGCCAAACGCAUUGAAACUUUGGAACCGCUCGAGGAUGAGCUCGAGGAAUCUCGUCGCCAUGAGGAAGAGUUGAUCCAGGAACGCUACAGAGCUCAGGAAGAACUAGGUAUAUCUUCACACCAUCUUGAAUCUGAUAGGGCUGAAUGCGCCGAGUUGGAACAAAAGGUCGCUGAAUCCAAUCUCAAACUCCAAGAGCAGCAGGAGGAGGUGCUCGCACUAACUUCUGCAGAAGCUGAGUUGGAGAAGGAAAUCACAGCUCUUUCUGCAAUGGUGGAGGAUGCAGAGCAGCAAGUUCUACAGACUAGUAAGGCACUUACUGAAAAGGAAAUGGAAUUAGAGACCUUACUGUCUGAAAGGAAGGCAGAGCUGGAUAAGGUGGAAUUGAAGUUGCAACAAGAAAAGGCGGUACUGGCGGUUACCAAUGACAAUCUUGUUCACCUACGUCAAGGUCAGCUUCUUCCAGAACAGAAGUUUCCCGACAUUAUGUCGGAGAAUUAUACCGUGCAGGAUAGUGCAGAUACUGGCAUACAUUCCGCUGCGCAAUCCGGUGCAAAGCCUACUGUAAGGAUCAGCGAGCAGCAGCAAACUGCUGUACACUCUGGUGCAACAACUAGCGAACAGCAACAACAAAGUUCUUAUCAGAGACAAAACCCAAGUGGAUUAUCUGCAAAGUCUGCCAGGCCUGAAAGUAAUGUAAUGAACAGAGAACAGAGAACUAGCGGUAAGCCAAUGAGGUCAGACUCAGGGAACGUACAUUAUAUGACGAAUUCUAGAUCACAAAAGAAGAGUUCUCCUCUGGGAAAGUUCAUCAAUAAGAUUAUGCCAAAAAAGAAAUCAGACCCUUCAAGUAAAAGCUCGAAACGCUUACAGAAUUCCAGAGGGGUUAACACAUCUGGUUCAAAGCAUACAUUAAGACCUGUUAGCUCUUCCAGUAACGCACAGCAAACUAUGCCUGCAAGUAAUGCUCAUGCCGUACCAUCCUCUUCGUAUAAUAAUCCUGUCCAUGGAAGUUCGAGCCUUAGGCCACAAUCGAGUAAUCAACCAAUCGUAGGGGGUUCACAACGUGCAAGAGCCGCCACUGAUGAUGUGGAAAUUGAUGAUGUUCAAGAAAUUCUUGAACCAGGUGCCAAGAAGAAGAAGGAAAGCCUGUUCACGGAAGUUUUCUAA
Messenger RNA from Eremothecium sinecaudum, 2517 nucleotides. RefSeq names its product Lpx2p (gene LPX2). NCBI's taxonomy places the organism in Eukaryota, Fungi, Ascomycota, Saccharomycetes, Saccharomycetales, Saccharomycetaceae. The record is from RefSeq and is a predicted model, not a curated record. Gene Ontology annotation, biological process: eisosome assembly. The transcript has a single exon. The coding region runs from base 1 to 2517 and encodes 838 amino acids.